AUGAAGGUAGUGUUGAACAGAACAGUAAAAACCUCAAAAAAUCUCCAUAAACUCCAACUGGUCCAAAACACUGCUGCCCGUCUCAUCACACCCCCCCCCCCCCCCCCCCCCCCCCAUCAACCACAUCCCCCCUGUCCUCACCCCCCCCCAUCAACCACAUCCCCCCUGUCCUCACCCCCCCCCCCCCUCCAUCAACCACAUCCCCCCUGUCCUCACCCCUUCCAUCAACCACAUCCCCCCUGUCCUCACCCCCCCCCCAUCAACCACAUCCCCCCUGUCCUCACCCCCCCCCCAUCAACCACAUCCCCCCUGUCCUCACCCCCCCCCCCCCCCUCCAUCAACCACAUCCCCCCUGUCCUCACCCCUUCCAUCAACCACAUCCCCCCUGUCCUCACCCCCCCCCCAUCAACCACAUCCCCCCUGUCCUCACCCCCCCCCCCCCUCCAUCAACCACAUCCCCCCUGUCCUCACCCCUUCCAUCAACCACAUCCCCCCUGUCCUCACCCCCCCCCCAUCAACCACAUCCCCCCUGUCCUCACCCCCCUCCAUCGACCACAUCCCCCUGUCCUCACCCCCCUCCAUCGACCACAUCCCCCCUGUCCUCACCCCCCUCCAUCGACCACAUCCCCCCUGUCCUCACCCCCCUCCAUCGACCACAUCCCCCCUGUCCUCACCCCCCUCCAUCGACCACAUCCCCCCUGUCCUCACCCCCCUCCAUCGACCACAUCCCCCUGUCCUCACCCCCCUCCAUCAACCACAUCCCCCCUGUCCUCACCCCCCUCCAUCAACCACAUCCCCCCUGUCCUCACCCCCCUCCAUCGACCACAUCCCCCCUGUCCUCACCCCCCUCCAUCAACCACAUCCCCCCUGUCCUCACCCCCCUCCAUCGACCACAUCCCCCCUGUCCUCACCCCCCUCCAUCAACCACAUCCCCCCUGUCCUCACCCCCCUCCAUCGACCACAUCCCCCCUGUCCUCACCCCCCUCCAUCGACCACAUCCCCCCUGUCCUCACCCCCCUCCAUCGACCACAUCCCCCCUGUCCUCACCCCCCCCCAUCAACCACACCCCCCCUGUCCUCACCCCCCUCCAUCAACCACAUCCCCCCUGUCCUCACCCCCCCCCAUCGACCACAUCCCCCCUGUCCUCACCCCCCUCCAUCAACCACAUCCCCCCUGUCCUCACCCCCCCCCCCCAUCAACCACAUCCCCCCUGUCCUCACCCCCCUCCAUCGACCACAUCCCCCCUGUCCUCACCCCCCUCCAUCGACCACAUCCCCCCUGUCCUCACCCCCCUCCAUCGACCACAUCCCCCCUGUCCUCACCCCCCUCCAUCAACCACAUCCCCCCUGUCCUCACCCCCCCCCCAUCAACCACACCCCCCCUGUCCUCACCCCCCUCCAUCGACCACAUCCCCCCUGUCCUCACCCCCCUCCAUCGACCACAUCCCCCCUGUCCUCCUCCCCCCCUCCAUCGACCACAUCCCCCCUGUCCUCACCCCCCUCCCAUCGACCACAUCCCCCCUGUCCUCACCCCCCUCCAUCGACCACAUCCCCCUGUCCUCACCCCCCUCCAUCGACCACAUCCCCCCUGUCCUCACCCCCCUCCAUCGACCACAUCCCCCCUGUCCUCACCCCCCUCCAUCGACCACAUCCCCCCUGUCCUCACCCCCCUCCAUCGACCACAUCCCCCCUGUCCUCACCCCCCUCCAUCGACCACAUCCCCCCUGUCCUCACCCCCCUCCAUCGACCACAUCCCCCUGUCCUCACCCCCCUCCAUCGACCACAUCCCCCCUGUCCUCACCCCCCUCCAUCGACCACAUCCCCCCUGUCCUCACCCCCCUCCAUCGACCACAUCCCCCCUGUCCUCACCCCCCUCCAUCGACCACAUCACCCCUGUCCUCACCCCCCUCCAUCGACCACAUCCCCCCUGUCCUCACCCCCCUCCAUCGACCACAUCCCCCCUGUCCUCACCCCCCUCCAUCGACCACAUCCCCCCUGUCCUCACCCCCCUCCAUCGACCACAUCCCCCCUGUCCUCACCCCCCUCCAUCGACCACAUCCCCCCUGUCCUCACCCCCCUCCAUCGACCACAUCACCCCUGUCCUCACCCCCCUCCAUCGACCACAUCCCCCCUGUCCUCACCCCCCUCCAUCGACCACAUCCCCCCUGUCCUCACCCCCCUCCAUCGACCACAUCCCCCCUGUCCUCACCCCCCUCCAUCGACCACAUCCCCCCUGUCCUCACCCCCCUCCAUCGACCACAUCCCCCCUGUCCUCACCCCCCUCCAUCAACCACAUCCCCCUGUCCUCACCCCCCCCCAUCAACCACAUCCCCCCUGUCCUCACCCCCCUCCAUCAACCACAUCCCCCCUGUCCUCACCCCCCUCCAUCGACCACAUCCCCCCUGUCCUCACCCCCCUCCAUCGACCACAUCCCCCCUGUCCUCACCCCCUCCAUCGACCACAUCCCCCCUGUCCUCACCCCCCUCCAUCGACCACAUCCCCCCUGUCCUCCUCACCCCCCUCCAUCGACCACAUCCCCCCUGUCCUCACCCCCCUCCAUCGACCACAUCCCCCCUGUCCUCACCCCCCUCCAUCAACCACAUCCCCCCUGUCCUCACCCCCCUCCAUCAACCACAUCCCCCCUGUCCUCACCCCCCCCCAUCAACCACAUCCCCCUGUCCUCACCCCCCUCCAUCAACCACAUCCCCCCUGUCCUCACCCCCCCUCCAUCAACCACAUCCCCCCUGUCCUCACCCCCCCCCCCAUCAACCACAUCCCCCCUGUCCUCACCCCCCCCCAUCGACCACAUCACCCCUGUCCUCACCCCCCUCCAUCAACCACAUCCCCCCUGUCCUCACCCCCCUCCAUCGACCACAUCACCCCUGUCCUCACCCCCCUCCAUCAACCACAUCCCCCCUGUCCUCACCCCCCCCCCCAUCAACCACAUCCCCCCUGUCCUCACCCCCCUCCAUCAACCACAUCCCCCCUGUCCUCACCCCCCCCCAUCGACCACAUCACCCCUGUCCUCACCCCCCUCCAUCAACCACAUCCCCCCUGUCCUCACCCCCCCCCCCCAUCAACCACAUCCCCCCUGUCCUCACCCCCUCCAUCAACCACAUCCCCCCUGUCCUCACCCCCCUCCAUCAACCACAUCCCCCCUGUCCUCCCCCCCCCCCCAUCAACCACAUCCCCCCUGUCCUCACCCCCCCCCCCAUCAACCACAUCCCCCCUGUCCUCACCCCCCUCCAUCAACCACAUCCCCCCUGUCCUCACCCCCCCCCCAUCAACCACAUCCCCCCUGUCCUCACCCCCCUCCAUCAACCACAUCCCCCCUGUCCUCACCCCCCUCCAUCAACCACAUCCCCCCUGUCCUCACCCCCCUCCAUCAACCACAUCCCCCCUGUCCUCACCCCCCUCCAUCGACCACAUCACCCCUGUCCUCACCCCCUCCAUCAACCACAUCCCCCCUGUCCUCACCCCCCUCCAUCGACCACAUCACCCCUGUCCUCACCCCCCUCCAUCAACCACAUCCCCCCUGUCCUCACCCCCCUCCAUCAACCACAUCCCCCCUGUCCUCACCCCCCUCCCAUCAACCACAUCCCCCCUGUCCUCACCCCCCUCCAUCGACCACAUCACCCCUGUCCUCACCCCCUCCAUCAACCACAUCCCCCCUGUCCUCACCCCCCUCCAUCGACCACAUCCCCCCUGUCCUCACCCCCCUCCAUCGACCACAUCCCCCCUGUCCUCACCCCCCUCCCCCAUCAACCACAUCCCCCCUGUCCUCACCCCCCUCCAUCGACCACAUCACCCCUGUCCUCACCCCCCUCCAUCAACCACAUCCCCCCUCGCACCUCGGCGUCUGUGCUGGCUGGCUCCUGGCGGCUCCCCUGGGCUCGCCGUGCAGUUAGAGAGCAGAGGUUUAAACACCACUUCCUCUCCAGUUCACACGGAGCACAGAAGAGACAGACCGAGCGGCCUCCUCUGA
Knipowitschia caucasica is the source of this 3984-nucleotide messenger RNA. NCBI's taxonomy places the organism in Eukaryota, Metazoa, Chordata, Actinopteri, Gobiiformes, Gobiidae. The record is from the annotation of a GenBank genome assembly.